Molecule: messenger RNA, 1344 nt
Organism: Phanerochaete carnosa HHB-10118-sp
Lineage: Eukaryota; Fungi; Basidiomycota; Agaricomycetes; Polyporales; Phanerochaetaceae
Exons: 8
Coding region: 1-1344 (447 amino acids)
Molecular function (GO): protein binding
Source: RefSeq, a predicted model, not a curated record
AUGUCCCUCCUUUCAGACAGGCAAAAGGAAGAACUGUACGUUCUACGCUCCUUCGCGUUCAUAUUAUGUCUCUUCAGCCACAAGUCCAUCCUGGAAUAUCUGCAUGCCAAUAAUUUUAUGGAAUCAUACAAUGCUCUCAAGGCAGACACGGGAGUCGAUUACACGCCGGACGCCAAGUCCAGGUACGGGGGCCUGCUCGAGAAAAAGUGGACGAGUGUGAUUCGGCUGCAGAAGAAGAUCAUGGACUUGGAGAAUCGAAAUGCAGCUCUGCAAGAAGAGCUUUCUCUCGCACCCGCGAAACGUGCUGCCCUUCAGACAGAUUGGGUGCCGAGGGCACCGGCAUCCUACACGCUCACAGGCCAUCGUGGUGAGAUCACGAGGGUUGCCUUUCAUCCUAUGUUCAAUCUGCUCGCGUCCGCGAGUCAGGAUGCCACUGUGAAGGUUUGGGACUGGGAGACGGGCGAAUUCGAACGGACGCUGAAGGGCCAUACGAGACAUGUCACCGAUCUUGACUUCGAUAGCAAGGGGAAGCUGUUAGUCACUUGCUCAUCUGAUCUAUUUAUCAAGAUAUGGGACGUCGAAAAUGAGUGGAAGAACACUAAAACCUUCCCUGGACACGAGCACACCGUGUCCGCUGUGCGCUUUAUGCCUGGAGACCAGCAAGUGGUUAGUGCUAGCCGAGAUCGCACUAUCCGGAUAUUUGACGUAGCGUCGACACAUCUCAUUCGGACCAUUACUGGUCAUUCAGAGUGGGUGCGAUGUGUAACGCCGUCAGAUGAUGGCAAGCUUCUUGCCAGUUCUUCGAAGGAUCACACCCUACGAUGCAUCGACCCUACGACUGGUGAGACGAAGAUGGAGUUUAGAGGACACGAGAACGAUGUAGAAGUGGUAGUGUUUGCUCCUGCUACUGCCUAUGGCCCCGUCCGUGAGCUAGCUGGCAUACCAAAUACGGAUAAGUCAAAACGGCCGGGCCAGUACGUCGCGAGUGGAAGCAGAGACAAGACGAUCAAGAUCUGGGAUACCCAAACAGGGCAGCUGCUCAGGACACUGAGCGGACACGACAAUUGGGUUCGUGCGAUUGUAUUCCAUCCUAGUGGCAAAUACUUGCUGUCGGGCUCCGAUGACCAUACAAUCCGAGUGUGGGAACUCGCCACUGGACGCUGUGUGAAGACCGUCCAAGCGCAUUCACAUUUCGUAACAUGUCUCGCGUGGGGUCGGCAGCCUACUUCUACCAACGAGAACGGAGCAUCAACAAAUGGAUCCCCAGCACCAGAGCUAGAGAAGAUAAUCAACGUUGUUGCAACAGGAAGUGUAGAUCAGACUGUUAAGAUAUGGUUGCCAUAA